Mesorhabditis belari is the source of this 1293-nucleotide messenger RNA. NCBI's taxonomy places the organism in Eukaryota, Metazoa, Nematoda, Chromadorea, Rhabditida, Rhabditidae. The record is from the annotation of a GenBank genome assembly.
AUGAGAGAAACAAAUGGAUCACUCGCCAUUCGUCCAUCCACUUCAACGCCACAAAAUUUCGAUGAUGAAAAAGUGACAAGCUCGAUUCCAUUCCAAUGGUCGAUUUUCUUGAUGAUCACUGUGGUCGGCAUUUUGCUUAAUUUAAGUGUUUUCUGGCGGAGACGAUUCUCGACAAAGAAACGCCAAUCGACAACUACCCAAAUCUCUCUUCAAUUAUUGUGCACAAUGGCUGCUGCAGACACUCUCUGUUUAGCCGCACUCUUUUUCCUUUUAACUCUCCGAUUUUGGGGAAUCGAAAACACAACGUUUUUUGAGAUGGCGUGCAAGUUGGAUGUGUUCAUCAUCCACGCCGCUUCAUCAUUCUCCAUUUGGUGUUGGCUAGUUCUAUCAGCUGUUCGUUAUGUGGCCAUCUAUCGGCCGUACACUCAUCUCAAAAUGCACAAAGAACCCCAUUUAGCUGUGAUUGGGAUCGCCGUUUUCUGUUGCAUCUCGGAGUCGUGGCUUCUUUAUGACAUCACGUAUAUUCCCGAGACACGAGGCUGCGAUUCACGAUCCGACGAGGUGACUGGUCAGAAAUUGCAAAUGAUGGAGAUGGUGAUGUCAUACUUUUUGCCGCUUGUCAUCAUCACGAUUCUCGAUUUGAAAGUUUUAUUCUGUCGAACGGUUUGGUUCACCGGUUUCGGCACGACAACAAAGCAAUUCGCUCCAAUCCCAUCGAAUGGAGAUCUCGUCGAACAAGAAGCCAAAGUCAAGCGACGAGCUCAACAGCUAAAAAUUCUUCGACGCUGUCUAGCGAUCACGAUUUUCGAUUUGGGAAUGAAUCUGCCGAGUUACGUCUAUCGACUAUAUCUUUGUAUGUUGUCCGAAGAGGAGAUGAUGAAACUCGACGUGGUCACCCAGGAAAGAUUCGAGUUUUUCACGCAAAUCAUGUACUUUGCUCAGUUCUCCCUAAACGCUCUCUACCUUGUCUACAUGAUCUACGAUACGCCAAAAAGAAAAGGAAAAAUCCCUGUUUCUAGGAAAAUCGAUUGUUUGGAAUGUUUGAAACAAAUCGAUGAGCUUCGCGAAAGUUUGGGCGGUGAUUUGACAAUCCUCACGUUAAUCGAUUUGGAGCGUUUUCUACUUAAAAAGUGCAUGGGGCCAAGACAAAUUCCGAGGCCUGAUAUUUUGAGGAAAUCUUGUCAACGACGUCUCAACAACCAGAAAAUCCUGUUAGAGGAAUUUGUCGCGAAAGCAAAAGCCGGAAAAUCUGUUGAUUUUUUGUGCCAUAACGUUUUCCACUGUGUUGAUUAU